Messenger RNA from Paramecium sonneborni, 510 nucleotides. The record is from the annotation of a GenBank genome assembly. Lineage: Eukaryota; Ciliophora; Oligohymenophorea; Peniculida; Parameciidae.
AUGGACAAAUUGGAGUAAAAUGCUAUAACUUAAUUAUUAAAUUUAGAAGAUAAAGAUAUUCAAAAUACAUGGGAGCUGAAUUCUCCUAUUCAAAUACACAAGAGUAGGUCUUAAGUUUAAUUGAGACCAAAAAAAAUUUAUUAACCAAUUGAAUAAAAAAAAAGGAUUGAUGCAAAUCAUGAAUAUCAUUUUGAUAAAUUUCCUAAAAUUUAUUAAUAAGAGCAUUCCUUCAAAUCUUUAAUGGAAGAUUAUUUCAAAUAGUUGAAUUAAAAACAACUCAAUUUUAAAAAGGAAAUCUAAAAAUCUACAAGGCUUCGGCAUAGUUCAUACUUUGCAGAAGAAAUCCCUAAUAGAAAAAGUAAACAUUCUUGUCAUGAAAUUCUUGUUUAAGAUAAUUUGUUAAAUAAACAAAUAAAGUUAUCAGAUUUAUGUAAAGAUAUUAUGAUUUACAAACCAUUAAAAAAAUCAUCUUAUUUUCCAAGAUUAUAACCAAGUUUCCAUUUAAAGUGA